CACUUCCUCCCGCCAGGCAGCGCUUCUGCCGCGGGCGUGGCCUAUGGCGGCCCGGUUGCUAUGGGCACGCAGCGCCCGCCGCCCGCGGGAGGCCGCCAUGGAGGGGCCGGCGGUGGCCGGGGGCGCCCUCAGCGCCGCCGAGAAGGAGAAGCUGCGGGAGAAGCUGGCGCUGCUGAGGCGGGAGUACAGCGAGACCGUCCGCCGGCUGCGGCGGGCGCGGCGAGCCGAGCGAGCCAGGAGUGGCGGCCGGGGCGCGGAGGAGGAAGGAGGCCGGCGGGAGCGGAGCCCUGCAGGUUCUAGAGAUAAGGUAUCUCCUAGUGCUGACGAACAUGAAACCCCCCAGUUACAGACUAAUGCCUGCUUUGAUCUUGUCACAGAGGAGAAAACAUCUGUCACAUCUAAACAUGUUCCAGAGUUCUCCAACAAUGAGGUUAGCCAGCAGGACAGCUUGCAGGCAGAAAGCAUACGGGCUAGCCAGGAAAACCUGUGUUGUGGAAUCAUUAGGACUGCCCCUGAGGAGAAAAAAACCCAAACCUCCAGACACUUGAUGAAGCUGAGGAGACGGACGAAGGCUCUGGUAUCAGAGGAAAGGGAAUCGGUGCGUGACGUGCAUCUCAGCAAUGCUGAUGAAACAGCAAAAAAUCAAAUUGCCAGUCCAGAGGAGCUCCGGUCACCUGUCUUCAGGAGAAGCAGUCUCUCAAACACUGAGGAAAAUGAUCAAAGAGCAUCCAGGCCAGCACAGGGAGAAGAAAACAGUUUCACUCCUCCCAAUGCAGUGUUUGGAGUUGUACAAGACAUGCUUGAAGACGGUGUCCCUCCAGGAGAACCUGAGCUGUUCCCUUGUGCACUGAGGGACAGCAGCAAUGUCUGGCAGCCUGAGUCCCUGUGUGCUGUGGCCACAUCUGACAACCAUGAGCCUGCACGGCUAUGUUCAGAGAACAGUGACUCUUUUUCACUUGACACUAGUGGUGACGGAGGAAAAGAAUCCUCCAGUAUAAUGAAACAAACGGACAGUGCAAGUAUGUGUGAAGACCAGGGAGAAUUACAUAGGCUCUUGGAUUUAAUGUCAGAAAAUGAAGUAUUGCCUGCUGAUGGAAAUAAUAGUAUAACUAAUGACAGCAAAAGCUGUGAAGGAAAUCAAAGUCAUGCAAAUAGUUUAAAUCCCUUUCCUACAGAUCUUACUCUGAGCAAUGUUGAAGAAUUGUUGGAGAAUCAACAGGUUGAAAUUCAGUCAAGACUUUCUCAUCUAGAAAAGGUGACAGCUCCUGAAAGUGCACUGAACUCGUGCACAGUGGUUGAAGGGCUUCUCUUUCCGGUUGAAUACUAUGUCAGGACAACUCGACGCAUGUCUAAUUGCCAGAGGAAAGUGGACCUUGAUGCUGUAAUUCUCAGCCAGCUGGGCAGAAGCAAGAAGGGUCAGCGAAGGAAGUGCAAGCAGAAAGAUGCAAAUUCCGGUCAGUCCUCCCAGGAAAGAGCUGAAAAUCAUUUGGAGUCGGGGAUCAUGCUGUUCCCUUUUCUUGGUGCAGAAAAUGAUUCAGCAAAUUCAAGUAGUCCUCAGAAAUCUCUUCCUGCGUCCAGUGGUAGCAGCACUUCACUUGGAUCAAUUUCUCAAAGCAGUAUCACCAGCACAAAGCAAGAUCAGAGACAAACACAGAGGAAAGAAAAAGAGAAAAAAAGAAGAAAGUCUACCUGCAAACCCCUUGUCCAUCAUGUGUCACAGGAACUUACAGAGAGUUUGGAUCUUGUAACAACGAAGGAAGGUUGUCUGCUAUCAAAUGAGUGUCAGAGUGAAAACAUAAACUCUGAUGCUAAUCUUGAAAAAUCGUCAGAUGAGGGAAGGUUGUCUGCUGCUGCAGCUCUGGCGUUGGGAGAGCCAGAAGCGAGUGCUGCUAUACAGCCAACGAGUGCCGAUCCUCCUCCUGCAGGAAGCCAAGUGCUUGGCAAAUGCCAUAAGGCUCUGUUGGAACAGGUUCAAAAUCCGCUUCAGAACAGUGAUUCUCUGAACCCAGGGAUUGAAACGUUUGCCAGCCGUAUAGGAGAUGUGGAAGUCAAUUUAACUGUGUGUCAGGCUGACAGACAGGCACUGGAGCAUGUUAAGAAUCCGCACAUGCAAGGAGCCUGCAAGGCUGAGCAGCUCCUAGCGAUUAAUGUCCCUCCGUGCCGCUGCCUGCGUUCCUCUGCCGGACAGAGCACCAGUCAAGUCUCAAAAGAUGCGAACAAAAGAGGAUGUAGGUAUCCAACAGGUUCUGAGAGUCCUGCUUCUCUUGGCUUGCCUGCUACAGACUCCGACACUUGCGGCUCUCUCUUCUCCUUCCGCAGUCUCCAGUGGCUGGCCCCUCAGCUGGGUGUCAGAGACUUUGACUUACCAGAUGAGGAAUUUGGGCUACUAAAACUUGAGAAAUUAGAAUCUUCCCCUAUGAACGACUUGGAAGUUUUCGUUCCUAGUGUGUUUGGAGAUGGUGUGGCUUCAGAGGACACACAAGAUGCACAGACGAAUCCAGAAGGAAAAUGUCUCAAAAGUAAUUUGAUUUUGACAUUCAAAAAUGGAUUGCCCGAGUUACCUCACAUAGAAAGGCCAGAUUCUAAGAAGGCUAUUUCCACCCAUGAAUUGUUACUUACUCCCAUGGGGGCUGUCCUAGCUGGUGCUCCCACUCAGCCUGAGUCUCAGAUUUCCUCAUCUGUUUUCCCUGUUGUGGGUGCAACCCCAGCUGUUUUACCACCAGUACUCGAUAAGGUCUUCCCCAGCGCACCUUCUGUACCUCCUUCGCAAACGAGCUUGCAUUCCUCCAAAGGAGCACCUGCCCAGGUCGUGGAUGAUGGGGAAUGCAAAGACUCUGCUGUCCCACUGCAUUUGCACAGCUGUGGUGCAGGAUCUGCUAGAAAGGAGGAAGAAGGUACAGCAUUUCCUUUAGAAGCUGAAAGAGGUGCUGGUAAUAAAUCUGAUGAUGCUGUGACCUUGGAGAAGCAUCAGCAGUCAGAAAGCAAAGAGCAGAGAACUUCUGAACAGAAAGUAGAUGUAGCAGUACAGUUGACUCCACUACUGCUUGAUGGCCUGACAGAAGAGAACUUGCAGCUUGUAUCAAAGCUAAAGGAUUCUUCAACUUCCUGCGCCGUGGAUGUGAGUACGGUGUGGUGGGAGGCAGCUGGCUGCAGAGAGCUGUGUGUGGUGACCGCCUGUGAGAGUUCUGUCUCCCUGUGGAAACCUCUGGCGUCUGACCGCUGGGGAAAGGUCUAUACUUGGCAGCUCAGAGAGAUUCCUGUAAUACAGCUCGUUCCUCUGCCGGACACCUGUAAUCUCGUGUGUAUAGCAUUGGGAGAUUUGGAGAUUGGAGAAAUAAGGCUCUUGCUUUAUUCUUCUGAGAAUGACUCAUUCAAGCAAUCUCUAGUAAAAACUGGAAAUAUAAAAGCUGUUCUUGGGCUAAAGGAUAGGAGGCUGGUCAGCAGCAGCAGGACUCUACAAGAGCAGCAGGUGGAAAUAGUAUCGCUUUCGGAAACAGGAAGGAGCAAGGACGGACAGACUUUGAUGCCCCCUGAAGAAAGUGUUUUAGCUUUUGCUGAAGUGGAAGGAAUGAGAGAUGCCUUGGUUGGCACCACUGCAGUGAACAGCAUUGUUGUUUGGAAUUUGAAAACAGGCCAGCUUCUGAAGAAGAUGCACGUUGGUUAUUCCUACCCAGCUUCCAUCUGCCAUCGAGUAUAUUCCGACUCUGGCCUUCUGUUUGUUGUUUUAAGUCAUCCACAUGCCAAAGAGAGCGAGUCCUGUGGAAACCCCGCAUUCCGCGUGAUAGCCUUCAACCCCAAAACAUCCAGGAGCACAGGAGUGAUGUUCUCCUCUCUCCCACCCGGGCACACUGGAAGGUACCUGGAGGGUGAUGUGAAGGGUGCCUCGGCUGCCGCCGUGCUGACGUCGGGAGCCAUCGCGGUGUGGGACCUGCUCCUGGGGCAGUGCACGGCCCUGCUGCCCCCGGACCCGGCGGGGAGCUGGGCGCUGGCCCGCUGGGCCACCGCCGGUGCCUGCCUGCUGGCCGGGCAGUGGGACGGGACCGUCUGCCUGUACCGGUACCGGCAGCCCCAGCCAGGAGCGGCCUGAGGGGCAGGGGGGCGGGGACCGCCACCAGCAGCGGAACUUGACGGGGCCGGGGCGGCCGGUGACGGGGUGCGGGGCGCGGCCGCGUGUGUGAGAUGCCAUUAAACCUGUCGCCUUGGGAACGAC
Messenger RNA from Falco peregrinus (peregrine falcon), 4210 nucleotides. It is a transcript of the gene PALB2, whose product is annotated as partner and localizer of BRCA2. Gene Ontology annotation, cellular component: nucleoplasm. Gene Ontology annotation, molecular function: protein binding; DNA binding. Gene Ontology annotation, biological process: double-strand break repair via homologous recombination. The coding region runs from base 44 to 4087 and encodes 1347 amino acids. Lineage: Eukaryota; Metazoa; Chordata; Aves; Falconiformes; Falconidae. The transcript is spliced from 13 exons. The record is from RefSeq and is a predicted model, not a curated record.